Oryza brachyantha (malo sina) is the source of this 1370-nucleotide messenger RNA. RefSeq names its product probable RNA-binding protein ARP1. The coding region runs from base 128 to 1060 and encodes 310 amino acids. NCBI's taxonomy places the organism in Eukaryota, Viridiplantae, Streptophyta, Magnoliopsida, Poales, Poaceae. The transcript has 6 exons. The record is from RefSeq and is a predicted model, not a curated record. Gene Ontology annotation, molecular function: RNA binding.
GCUAGCGCAACCAUAGGUCGCUCGCUUGCCUCCUCGCAUCAACCGCGCACGCACGUCGCAGCGGCUCAGCUCAGCGCGCGCCGUGGGUUCGUUGAGGUGGUCGGCACGCGCGCGCGGGACCGCGGAGAUGACGAUGAUGGGCGGGCAGCCGCAGCAGCAGCCGCCGCCGCCGCCGCAGGUGGUGGUGCAGCAGCCGCCGGCGGCGUUCGGGGACACGACGCUGACCAAGGUGUUCGUGGGCGGGCUUGCGUGGGAGACGCACAAGGACACGCUCCGCGAGCACUUCGAGCGCUUCGGCGACAUCCUCGAGGCCGUCAUCAUCUCCGACAAGCUCACCGGCCGUUCCAAGGGCUACGGAUUCGUGACGUUCAAGGAGGCUGACGCGGCGAAGAAGGCGUGCGAGGACGCCACACCGGUCAUCAACGGUCGCCGCGCCAACUGCAACCUCGCGUCCCUCGGCGCCAAGCCGCGGGCACAGCCGCCGCACCUCCUCCGCCCCUCGCCGCCGGCCACCCCGGGGGCGCCGCAAGCCCCCGCGCUUCCCUCCCCUCACCACCAGCCCGCGCCAGCCAUCGCGGUGGGGUCCAGGGGCAUGUCGCCGGUGCCGUGGUACUACCACCCCUCCACGACGCCGCCGCCGCCACCGCCGCCGGCCGCGCACUACGCCGCCCACGGCGGUCACCACCAGCAGCAGUACCACGGAGUGCUCCCCUUCUACCCCGCCACCACCUACGGGUACUCCCCGAAUUACGUCGCUGACCUGAGCUACAACGCGAAGCUCGGACAAGCGGCGGCGGCGCAUGGCACGGGCGGGGCCUACCUGCAGGGGCACUUCUCGUACCCGGCGGCGGCGCAGGGAGGCAUGCUCGCGGCGAACGGGAUGAUGCCCGUGUACCCGUACUACCAGUACCACUACCAUGGCGCGCAGGGGCUGGGCGUCCCCGCCGCCCACUUCUUCCCGCCGGUCUCCGCCGCAGCCGUCACCACCGUGCCGGCCAUCAUCUCGAAGCCCACCGUCAUGGCCCCUCCCAAAGUGGAGCAGGUGACGGGAUGCAGUUGAAGGGCACGGCGACAGUGCGAGGAAUUAAGAGGCCAAAGGUGCUCUGGCGAUUAACAUGCUGCACAUGAAGGGUUCGUCCGGUUGUCGGACUAGGCUGCCUAUUCGAUUCGUUUAAUUCUCUCUAACUCGUGCGCCCAUGGGGGCGCACGCCCAUCAAAAUCUGUAACAAGAAAGAUUCAAUUCGUCUCUCGUUUACCAGCGUAUUUUUCAAUGGUAAACUCUUCUUUUUCCAUGUGUCUGUAGUCCAAUCGCUGCAGGGGACAGUGAACCUGAAUAAAUCGUCAUAAUCUCGUCAUAUAUUCUCUGAAAA